AUGAGCAAGCCGCUGGCCUUUGGACUCGUCAACCAAGUCGGAAAAAAGGGCGCAGCAAAAGCGAAGCCGGCACCAUUCAGAAAGACGUCCGCGUUCGGAGGCGGCGACGAUUCGGAUAAUGAAGAACAGGGUAGCGGUGCCAAGGUUGAGCGGAUCGACGGCGACAUUGACGACUUCACAGCGGCGGCGCCCGGCUCAGGCACGCGCAAAAUUUCAAAACAAAGGCCCGGCGCGUUGACUCAAGCGCCCAGGCUGAAAUCAAAAAAUGAACCGAGUGCCGUUUUUGCCGAUCUCUCGAGCUCCCUGGCCUCGCGGAAGAACGUCGAAGCGGCAACAGAGCUCGACUCAAGCGUCUAUGAAUACGAUUCCGUGUACGACUCACUGAAACCGAAGAAAGACAAUGUGAAGGAAGACGUGGAGCGAAAACCAAAAUACAUGAGGAGUCUCCUGCAGGCUGCUGAAGUUCGAAAACGAGAUGCGCUGAUUGCGGAAGAGAAGAAGAUUGCGAGGGAGCGGGAAGCCGAGGGAGAUGAAUACGCCGACAAGGAAAGAUUUGUGACAGAGGCAUAUAGGAAACAGCAGGAGGAAAACAGGAUAUUCGAGGAGGAAGAAAAACGCAGAGAGGAGGAGGAGGCCAAGAAGAAUGAGGGCGGCGGCAUGUCGGCUUUCUACAGGAAGCUUCUCGACAAGGAUGAGGCGAGACAUACAGAACUUGUGAAGGCGGCGGCGGAAAAGGCCAAGGAGGGGCCCGCGGAGGAACAGGGUGACGAUGAGGACGCCGAUAGGGAGAAGGCCGAGGCCGACCUGGUCCGCGAGCUGAACGAAAAGGGCGCAUCUGUCGCCGUCAACGAGGACGGCCAAGUCGUCGACAAGCGCCAACUUCUAAGGGGGGGUUUGAACGUGGGCGCCAAGAAAAAGAACGAAGCUCAAAGAGAGGCUUCACGAACCAAAGAGCCGGAGAGGAGACCUGCAAACGGUGCGCAGUUGGGGAGGAGACAGGCAAUGAGGGAGCGCCAGACGCGUAUGAUGGAAGAGCAGCUGGAGCAGUCUCUCAAGCGAUCAAGAGAGGCUGAGCAGUCACAGCGCGAAGAAAUUGAACGUGCGACAAAGAGUCAAAAGACGCAAAGCGAGAUCUCCAGUGCCAAGGAGAGAUAUCUCGCUAGAAAGCGGGCAGCCGAGGAAGCAAAAAGGCAGGCAUCAGGGGACUAG
Metarhizium album ARSEF 1941 is the source of this 1209-nucleotide messenger RNA. Its product is annotated as coiled-coil domain-containing protein 55. The record is from RefSeq and is a predicted model, not a curated record. NCBI's taxonomy places the organism in Eukaryota, Fungi, Ascomycota, Sordariomycetes, Hypocreales, Clavicipitaceae. The coding region runs from base 1 to 1209 and encodes 402 amino acids. Gene Ontology annotation, biological process: regulation of alternative mRNA splicing, via spliceosome. The transcript has a single exon.